Gongylonema pulchrum is the source of this 333-nucleotide messenger RNA. Lineage: Eukaryota; Metazoa; Nematoda; Chromadorea; Rhabditida; Gongylonematidae. The record is from the annotation of a GenBank genome assembly.
AUGCAGUCGGCGUUAAGCCUGUUCGCACUGUUCGCCUACCGGAAACCGUUGACUGUCCCGCCACUUCAUCCAAGGAAAAAAGCGCCGAACACAGAACUGAAACAGCAAGCGGACAAGCGCAAUCGCCACCGCAUGACAAUCCUCCAUCGCUUCAUUCCGCAGAAUAGAUAUAUCAUGCAAACACCUGUUCGCACUGUUCGUCUACCGGAAACCGUUGACUGUCCCGCCACUUCAUCCAAGGAAAAAAGCGCCGAACACAGAACUGAAACAGCAAGCGGACAAGCGCAAUCGCCACCGCAUGACAAUCCUCCAUCGCUUCAUUCCGCAGAAUAG